Messenger RNA from Branchiostoma belcheri (Belcher's lancelet), 895 nucleotides. RefSeq names its product GPI mannosyltransferase 4-like. Gene Ontology annotation, molecular function: alpha-1,2-mannosyltransferase activity. The coding region runs from base 132 to 839 and encodes 235 amino acids. Lineage: Eukaryota; Metazoa; Chordata; Leptocardii; Amphioxiformes; Branchiostomatidae. Gene Ontology annotation, biological process: GPI anchor biosynthetic process. Gene Ontology annotation, cellular component: endoplasmic reticulum membrane. The record is from RefSeq and is a predicted model, not a curated record. The transcript has a single exon.
ACUUUAAACAUAAUGAAAACACAACAGAAACAGUGGACAGAGGCAGGUCUAGUAGUAAGAAAGAAACAAGGCAGAAAAACAAUGAACUGAAAACUAAAGGGGUGCAGAAGAGUGAAGGACUUGACAUAGAGAUGUUCUUCCUUCUAUGCUAUUUUGUUCCAAUUUUCAUCAUGUCAUUAGUAGCCCAUCAUGAGCCAAGAUACAUUUCCCCCUGCCUUGUCCCUCUAGUGUUGGCCUAUCACAGCAAGUUUACAUGGAAAGGUGGCAAGAAGUUGCUUUUCGUUGGGUUUGUAGUCGGCAAUGUUUUGGGUGGUGUUUUGUUUGGGGUUCUGCAUCAAGGUGGGGUAGUGCCAUCCUUGCUACACUUACACAAUCUAGUGCACCAGAAACAAAGUACUGAAACAGUUCACAUCACUUACUUCCACACGUACAUUCCUCCUGGGCAUCUGCUUGGCAUCAAUGGCAACCAAACAGCCAAUCAGAACUUUCGCAUGUCACACAAGGUGACCAAUGACAGAGUAGAACCACAGGUUCAUUUGCAUGAUUUAGCAGGUGCACCAACCACUGUUCUAUUUGAUAAGUUGAGAAUUCUGUACCAAGAGAAGCAAGCUAGUAACAACACUCAUGUCUAUAUUGUUUCUCCAUCUUCCUUGCAUUCUAUAUUUUCUAAGCAUGAAACUGACAUGAAGAUAGUUUUGCAAGAAGUUUUUUUCCCACACUUAAGCAUGGAGGACCCUCCAAGAGUGCAGGACAUUGUACACACUAGAUUAGAUGAACUAAAUACUCUGCUAGAAGAGCUACGGUUAAUGUUUGGGUUGAACCUCUAUGAGGUUCUAUGAAUAAUCUACAUGUAUAUUUAACUAUUGUACAUAUAUUGGUGAUGGGAAGAUUUGGU